Messenger RNA from Penicillium samsonianum, 195 nucleotides. RefSeq lists its product as uncharacterized. NCBI's taxonomy places the organism in Eukaryota, Fungi, Ascomycota, Eurotiomycetes, Eurotiales, Aspergillaceae. The record is from RefSeq and is a predicted model, not a curated record. The transcript has a single exon. The coding region runs from base 1 to 195 and encodes 64 amino acids.
AUGGAGGCCGAGGCAAAAGUCGCUGCAGAGAGGGCCGAGAAUCUACUGGCUCAGCUGCGGGGAGAUAGUAGCCAGGUCAGAACCUUCGGCAAGCAAUUUGGUGAAGCGCAGGCCAAGACGAACCGCUACCUUGAAAGAUGCAGGGCUACACUUGACGCCGGGGGAAGGUUGGAAGAUGUAGAGCGAGAACAGUGA